AUGUCCGACCCCACGGUCGAGAAGGUGGCCGACGCCUCUGCGCCGGCCAAGGAGAUCACUCCCGAGCCCGAAAAGAAGAAGAGAGAGUACAAGGAUUUUGGCGAGGAGGAUGAAAAGCCCACCCACGCCAAGGUUGAUAUGUCUCAGAUCCAACUCAAGGCUGAGGACCUCUACGACAAGGAGAAGGUCGACCUCGAGACCAUCGUCGUCGACGACGUCUUCAAGUUGCUUCAGUGCGACGAGAACGGUCUGACGGAUGAGGAAGCCAACCGCCGUCUUGAGCUCUUCGGCCCCAACAGGCUCGAGAGCGAGGAGCAGAACCCCUUCCUCCAGUUUCUCUCCUUUAUGUGGAACCCGCUCUCCUGGGUCAUGGAAGCCGCCGCCCUCGUCGCCAUCGCUUUGUCCAACGGCGAGUCUCGUCCCCCCGACUGGCAGGACUUCGUCGGUAUCGUCACCCUCCUGCUCAUCAACUCCGGUAUCGGCUUCUACGAGGAACGCAAUGCGGGUAACGCCGUCAAGGCGCUCAUGGACUCGCUGGCUCCCAAGGCUCGUGUCAAGCGCGCGGGCCAGUGGCGCGAGAUCGAGUCGGCCCAGCUCGUCCCCGGUGAUAUGAUUGCCUUCAAGAUUGGUGACAUUGUCCCCGCCGACUGCCGUCUCACCGAGGCCAUCAACGUUUCUAUCGACCAGGCUGCUCUCACCGGCGAGUCCCUUCCCCAGAGCAAGAAGACCGGCGACCAGUGCUUCUCCGGCUCUACCUGCAAGCAGGGCGAGGCCGAGGGUGUCGUCAUCUCCACUGGUCCCAACACGUUCUUCGGUCGCGCCGCCAACCUCGUCGGUCAGGACGACGACACCACCGGUCACUUGCAGAAGAUUCUCGCCCAGAUUGGGUCCUUCUGCUUGGUCGUCAUCGGUAUCUUCGUCGUUGCGGAGAUCCUCACCCUCUACGCCGGCUUCCGUUACUCCUACCGCCGCGGUCUCGACAACAUCCUCGUCCUCCUCAUUGGUGGUAUCCCCAUCGCUAUGCCCACUGUCCUGUCCGUCACGCUCGCCGUCGGCGCCCAGCAGCUCGCGAAGUACAAGGCCAUUGUCACCCGUAUCACUGCCAUUGAGGAGCUCGCCGCCGUCACUAUUCUGUGUUCGGACAAGACUGGUACGCUCACGACCAACAAGCUUACCAUCGACCGUGACACGAUCCGCACCUACGGUCCCUUCUCGGCGGAGGAUGUCGUCCUUCUCGCCGCGUACGCCUCGCGCACGGAGAACCAGGACGCCAUCGACUCUUGCGUCGUCGGUGCUAUCGGCGAUGCUUCCCGCGCUCGUGCUGGCAUCAAGCUCCUCGACUUCAAGCCCUUCAACCCCGUUGACAAGCGUACCGAGAUCACCUACCGUGAGGAGUCCUCCGGCAAGCUCAAGCGCGUCACCAAGGGCAUGACCGGUAUCAUCAUCGAGCUCUGCACGCGCAACAAGACUGACGAGCUCGAGAACCGUCUCGAGGCCGACGUCGAGGAGUUCGCCCAGCGCGGUCUCCGUGCGCUCGCGGUCGCGUACGAGGAGGUUGACGGCGACGAUUUCGAGGCUGAGGGCAACGGGUUCGAGCUUAUCGGUCUCCUUGCUAUCUUCGACCCGCCUCGUGAGGACACCAAGCAGACAAUCGACGAUGCCAUGGCUCUUGGCGUCAAGGUCAAGAUGGUCACCGGUGACCAGCUCGCUAUCGCGAAGGAGACCGGCCGUCGUCUCGGACUCGGCGACCACAUGUACCCGGCUAAAGUUCUCAAGGACGGCCCCGACCCCAGCUCGCGUUUCCGGUCCCUCGACGAGAUGAUCCUCGACGCGGAUGGCUUCGCCGGUGUCUUCCCCGAACACAAGUACGAGAUCGUCAAGCGUCUCCAGGCUCUCGGCCACCUUUGCGCCAUGACCGGUGACGGUGCCAACGAUGCUCCCGCUCUGUCCCGCGCCAACGUCGGUAUCGCCGUCGAAGGUGCCACCGACGCCGCCCGCUCUGCCGCCGACAUUGUCCUCACUGAGCCCGGUCUGUCCACCAUCGUCCACGCCAUCCGCGGUUCCCGUGUCAUCUUCCAGCGCAUGCGCAACUACGCCAUCUACGCCUGCGCCGUCACCAUCCGUAUCGUCGUCUGCUUCGCCAUCCUCGCGUUCGCCUUCAAGUUCGACUUCCCGCCGUUCAUGGUUCUGAUCAUCGCUCUCCUUAACGAUGGUACCAUCAUGACCCUCUCCGUCGACCGUGUCCUCCCGUCGAACACUCCGGAUAGCUGGGAUCUUACCGAGAUCUUCGCGUACGCCGUCGCGUACGGUCUUUACCUCACCCUCUCUACCAUCGCGCUCGUUGCGAUCAUCAUCCGCACCACCUGGUUCCACGACAUGUUCGGUGUCACUCUCGCCAACGGUCUGACGUCCGCGGCGAGCGACCACAACGACCCUCAGCUUCACUCGAUCGUCUACCUCCAGGUCGCCAUCAUCUCGCAGGCCCUCAUUUUCAUCACCCGUUCGCACGGCUUCUUCUUCAUGGAGCGUCCGUCGUACGCCCUGAUGGGCGCGUUCUGUGUUGCGCAGUUGAUCUCGACGAUCAUUGCUGUGUAUGGCGAUUGGGGCUUCACCAAGGUUCAAGGUAUCUCAGGUGGCUGGGUUGGUAUCGUCUGGGUCUGGGACAUCAUCUGGUUCUUCCCCCUCGACCUGAUCAAGUUCGCGAUGAAGGCAACGAUCAUCAAGUCCCUCCGCGCUCGUCACGAGGCCGCCGUCGCCGAGCAGGCCAAGGAGUCUGGUGUUCCGAUGACUCGUACGACCUCGCGCGCCGCGUCCCUCCACGAGUCGCUCUACUCGAACCGUGUCUCGUUCAUCCGUCGCGCCGCCCGCAAGGUUGGUUUCGGCCAAAAGAUCUCGAUGAAGCCCGAGGAACUCCAGCGCUUCAGCUCCAUCCAGGCCGCGCGCACUGGUACCGUUCUCGCGCGCAACCCCUCCCGCCCCUCGUAG
Molecule: messenger RNA, 2985 nt
Organism: Epithele typhae
Lineage: Eukaryota; Fungi; Basidiomycota; Agaricomycetes; Polyporales; Epitheliaceae
Product: plasma-membrane proton-e
Exons: 7
Coding region: 1-2985 (994 amino acids)
Biological process (GO): regulation of intracellular pH; proton export across plasma membrane
Cellular component (GO): plasma membrane
Molecular function (GO): P-type proton-exporting transporter activity; ATP hydrolysis activity; ATP binding
Source: RefSeq, a predicted model, not a curated record